AUGAAAACACAAUAUUUCACGAUCUUCGCCAUUAUUAUUGGGGUUGCACUAGCAAUUCCAGCACCGUCGACGCUUCUGGAUGAUGCUCCAGAUCGUCGAAUCGUCAAUGGAACGGAUGCGUCAAUUUUUGACUAUCCAUUCAUGGUGUCGCUUCGUGGCAGUACCGGAGGACAUUCUUGCGGUGGUAGUAUCCUGUCAGAUCUCUGGGUCAUGACGGCUGCCCACUGCGUAAGUGCGACAACGCCUUACUUACAGACAAUCCAGGUCGGACGUACCGUCAUCUCUCGUGAAGUAGACGACUCGGUGUACGGUAUUGCGCAGGUGAUCUCCCACCCAGGGUACGACUCUCGCACCAGUCAUAUCAACGACAUAGCACUGCUGAAACUGGAACGUCCACUCACGUUCAGCAAGAGUGUCUAUCCAGUACGUUUGCCGCAACCGAUGUCCGAGGUAGAAGACGAUCAAGAUGAUCUGGGGGUAACUCUGAUUGGGUGGGGCCUAACGGCAACGGGCGGAGCGGCACCAACAACUCUGCAGCGUGUAGACUACUACGUGGUACCGAACGAGGAGUGUGAUGCGAUCCACACGAGUACGAUCUAUCCGUCACACAUCUGUGCCGCCAUUCCCGGAGGUGGCAAGGGACAGUGCAGCGGUGAUUCGGGUGGUCCGCUACUGCAUCAUGGCGCACAGGUUGGCAUUGUUUCGUGGAGCAUUAAACCGUGCGCCGUUGCACCGUACCCUGGAGUGUUGACCAAAGUUUCACAUCACAUCGAUUUCAUUCAAGAACACACUGGUAUAUUGCACUGUAACUAA
This is a messenger RNA of Anopheles marshallii, 813 nucleotides long. RefSeq names its product chymotrypsin-1-like. Lineage: Eukaryota; Metazoa; Arthropoda; Insecta; Diptera; Culicidae. The coding region runs from base 1 to 813 and encodes 270 amino acids. The record is from RefSeq and is a predicted model, not a curated record. Gene Ontology annotation, biological process: proteolysis. The transcript has 3 exons. Gene Ontology annotation, molecular function: serine-type endopeptidase activity.